AUGUCAGUCUAUACGAAAGAGCCUUAUCUAAUACAAGAAAAAGGUUGGGGGGAGUUUGACAUGCGUGUUGUCCUAUAUUUUACCAACAAUCUGGCAGAACCUGAAAACAUUUUAUUUGAUCUCCAUUUCCGUGAUCAUACUUAUACCAUUAUGCAUAGAAUUGUAUUCACCAACCCAUCAACAGAGCUACUACGUUUAUUAACCAUAGAAAUACCAGAUUCAUCUUCUACGUCCAAUACGCAUCAUGAUGGGUCCUCUAGCAAAAAACGGCGUGCGAGUCCAUCUUCAUCAACAUCGUAUUCAGGUUCUACAACAGGAGCUGUAGCCAACAAAAAGAUCAAGACACCCCCAGGUGCCUCUUCCCCAGCACUGUAUAACAAUGACGGAGCAACAGCUUUAACGCCUAUUACUUUUAAUUACACUGUUAACAAUAAAUACCCGGCAUCGUUAGCAGCAGCAGCAUCACCGUCAACAACUAGCAAUAGUCAUAUCCAUUUUUUGAACGAGUACAGUAAUGAAUCAGAUGACUUAUAUAGAGGCAUGCAUGGAUAUAGACUAACAAAGAAAACAGCACUGCAGGAUGGGGUUAUUGUAGAUGAGAUAUAUAGUACGGAAGAUCUGGAUAAGGUCAACGCCAUACAUUAUAAAGGAAAAGAAGAGCCGAUUCGGUCAGCAUGGGGAUUACCAGAGGGUGUCGAUAUUCUGGAAUUAGCGAAGCGCCUAAGUAUGAGCUCACCAGAACAGAUAGAGGAGAUAAGAUACAUUGUGACGAACCACAAAAGACACGAUACAUUGUUUGAGGAAAAUGAUGAGGAAUUUAUGCUCGAUCUAUAUUCCUUGGGUCCAGAACUUUUGAAUAUAUUGUGGGACUUUACAGAAAAAAAAACAGAUUCUUCAACUAAAAGCUCUAUGAUCCUUUCACCUUUCUCAAUGGCCCAAGCAACAAGCUCCAGUACAUUAACAGACGAUGAUCAUCAAACUCCUCCGUAA
Mycotypha africana is the source of this 990-nucleotide messenger RNA. RefSeq lists its product as uncharacterized. The transcript is spliced from 3 exons. Bases 1 to 990 code for a protein of 329 amino acids. The record is from RefSeq and is a predicted model, not a curated record. Gene Ontology annotation, biological process: regulation of DNA-templated transcription. NCBI's taxonomy places the organism in Eukaryota, Fungi, Mucoromycota, Mucoromycetes, Mucorales, Mycotyphaceae.